AUGAAACGACCAUUACCAUACAACUGUGAAGGGAAAGUAUAUUGUGACAAGAAAGAGGCAUGCAGGGAGUGCACCACGGGUACGCCAGGACCAGCUGGACCUCCUGGUCCACCGGGGCCCGAAGGGGAGUCAGGGGCACCUACCCCUGUCACCUCGAACUGGAGACAAUGCUCGUGGUCAAGCAUCGAUGAUGGCACAGAUUCGGGACAAAUAAAGACAUGUGACUUUACAAAAGAAUAUUCGGAUACUGCUCUGUACGUCUCUUUGUCGGGUAACCUUCGGCUAGCUGGAUCAGGGACGGGCUGCUGUAGAUGGUAUUUUACCUUCAAUGGAGCUGAAUGUUAUAAUCCGAAUAGGAUCGAAGCAGUAGUAUAUGCUUCGGGAUAUGACAGCUAUAAUCUACAUCGACCAAGGAUUAUGAUGGGUUAUUGCUCUGGGAUAGGAACUGGAAGUGUGACAGUCGGAUUCAGUGUAGGAGCGUGUAGUGGCUAUGGGACCUACGACUGCUAUACCGGCUGGAAUAGCGCAAGCCAUAUCAUGAUUGAAGAAGUUACUACUUCACCAUACGACUGAAGAGGGGUGAUGACAAAUUUUUGACGUUGAGAUUCAGACCUCGAAAAAUACCUUAGUCACGUUAGUAGGGCUAUAGAGAGGGUAAAUUUGGUAGGAUGGGGAAGGGUAAAGAAUCCCAUUAUUAGUUUAAUUAUUCAUCGGAAAUAGGCAUGCAUAGUAACGUCACCGUUUUUUGUUAACGUAAACAAUAGAAUUAUUCGAACAAGAUGUUCUUUGAAUGAACUGAUAAUUUGUCAUAAGCACUUUUGAAUUAUCAUAUGUACACAGUUGUGCUAAA
Messenger RNA from Lytechinus pictus (painted urchin), 850 nucleotides. Its product is annotated as collagen triple helix repeat-containing protein 1-like. NCBI's taxonomy places the organism in Eukaryota, Metazoa, Echinodermata, Echinoidea, Temnopleuroida, Toxopneustidae. The record is from RefSeq and is a predicted model, not a curated record. The transcript is spliced from 4 exons. The coding region runs from base 1 to 573 and encodes 190 amino acids.